CAUACCUUUGGGACAAUGUCUCGGAGAUGACGAGCGAUCCAAUGGUCAUGUACAGGCAGUACACUGCGGAGUUGGACACUCUUACCGCUGAGCAGGUGGAAUGGGAGCCAUAUGGUAGCUACUACCAUAUUGGCGCGGGGAUGGCUGACCUCAACCACAAGUGCACGGAGGAGGCGCGGUUCUGGCGUAUGCGCUGCCCACUCAUAUGCAUGUGGCUUGUUGAGCACCACCAGCCGCAAAGAGUGAUGAGACAGUUUGGGCUGUAUCAGGAGUGCCCACCAGUGUGGCAAGACACGGACAAGGCGCUUCAUAGGUAAACUUCUGGAAUCAUGCGAUGGAAGAUUCUUGAUAGAAGAGGUACAAACUAACUUGUUGAUUCUUGCAGGCUUGAUAGGCAGCGGCAGAGGAAGAUCACAAAUUGGCCAGUCCAUCAUAGCGGCCACGUCGCAGCGUUCCAACACUGUUUGCAAGCGGCACGGAAUGCUGGCCCUGAGCAGAUUGUGCCUCACGACUUCGCCGCUUUCAACAACUACCUCGAGUGGUUCCAUGAGAACACGCGUAUCGAGUUAGUUAAGCACGCGUAUCCUGAGGAGAUCUUGGACGACCCCAUCCAGUUCGAUGAGGUUGGGCAAAGCCAGCACGACACCUUUGCUCGCAGAGGGAGAUCGACUUCUAUUGCUUCCGAGCUGAACUUCGUGGUAAUGGAUUCUCUCACUAACUAGUACAUCAUCUAGAUUGCCAUGUGCUCGCUUCAAUUGUGUAUGCUAUGUUUGUCAC
Lolium perenne is the source of this 777-nucleotide messenger RNA. NCBI's taxonomy places the organism in Eukaryota, Viridiplantae, Streptophyta, Magnoliopsida, Poales, Poaceae. The record is from RefSeq and is a predicted model, not a curated record.